This is a messenger RNA of Phoenix dactylifera (date palm), 1792 nucleotides long. RefSeq names its product hydroxyproline O-arabinosyltransferase NOD3-like. Gene Ontology annotation, molecular function: glycosyltransferase activity. The record is from RefSeq and is a predicted model, not a curated record. Lineage: Eukaryota; Viridiplantae; Streptophyta; Magnoliopsida; Arecales; Arecaceae.
UAUUCGCUUUCUUCAACGCUCUCUCCACCCUAGGAAAUCCCCCGCUCCCCCUCCCUUUCCAAACCUAAACCUCAUAAUUCCCUCUUCUUUUCUCACCUUCUAAGCAACGUUUUGUGCUGGGAAAUUCUUUCCUUGGAUCGCUUGUCUCGGAUCUGAUCCGGGGGCCUUCUUUCAAACCCCUGUUUCAAGCGUCAGAAGGCCUAAAGUUUCGAUUUUUGGAGCUUUUUCUUGGAGAAAACCUUCUAUUCACACAAUGAUGCUGGAAUUGAGGGAAAAAUUGUCGCCUUUUUGACACCCGAUCGCGAGGAGGAGGAAGGAUUGGUUACCUGCGGGAGGUCAUGGCUCGGGCUUCCCCUUUCUUCUUGGUCCUUAUAUCUCUAGGCUUCUUCUUCGUCACCUACAAUCUUGUGACCAUGGUGAUCCACUAUCAGAGUGCAGAAGGGGACCAAGAGUUGAUCGAUGGGGGGUCUUCGACCCAGUCGUAUGAUUUGAAGAGAUUGAACGAGCACAAGAGGCUCUUCCAUGUGGCGCUCACGGCGACGGAUGCGGCGUAUAGCAAGUGGCAGUGCCGGGUGAUGUACUAUUGGUACAAGAAGAUGAAGGACAGGGAAGGGUCGGAGAUGGGAGGGUUCACCAGGGUGCUGCAUUCCGGGAGUCCUGAUAAUUUGAUGGAGGAGAUCCCGACCUUCGUCGUGGACCCGCUCCCGGAAGGCCGUGAUCGGGGUUAUAUUGUUUUGAAUCGACCAUGGGCUUUUGUGCAAUGGCUACAAAGAGCAACAAUUGAGGAGGACUAUAUUCUGAUGGCGGAACCAGAUCACAUCUUUGUAAACCCUUUACCAAACUUGGCUCGUGGAAGUGACCCAGCAGGUUUCCCAUUCUUCUAUAUUAAACCAUCUGAAAAUGAAAAGAUAGUUAGGAAGUUCUUUCCAGAAGAGAAAGGCCCUCUAACAUCUAUUGACCCUAUUGGCAAUUCUCCUGUAAUUAUUCAGAAGUCCCAGCUACAGAAGCUUGCUCCUACAUGGAUGAAUGUUUCAUUGCAAAUGAAAGAUGAUUCAGAGACUGACAAAGCCUUUGGAUGGGUAUUGGAAAUGUAUGCAUAUGCCAUUGCAUCUGCAUUGCAUGGUGUGCGGCAUAUUCUUCGCAAAGAUUUUAUGAUACAGCCCCCUUGGGACUUAAAGGUUGGGAAAACAUUUAUUAUUCAUUAUACUUAUGGAUGUGACUAUUCCUUAGAGGGUAAACUAACUUAUGGAAAAAUUGGGGAAUGGCGAUUUGACAAAAGAACAUACAUUCUCAAUGCACCACCAAGAAACCUUUCCUUACCUCCUCCAGGAGUUCCUGAAAGUGUGGUCACUCUGGUUAAGAUGGUUAAUGAUGCUACUGCUAACAUUCCCGGAUGGGAAGAUGGUAGCUAAUCACAGUAUAUAAGUGCUAGUAAGGAAUUUGAAACAUUUAUUCUCCAUUAGAUAUCAAAUGCCCGAAGAAAUCACACAGGAAUUCCAGGGUAACAGUUUGAUAUAGAGAUGAAAGCAGGAGAGUAGGAAGUUUUGAUGAUUGAUAUCUCUAAACAAUACUCUUCUGUUAACAUAGCUUUUAACAGAACUCUACAGCAGUCUGAGCUUCUUCAGUGAUUUUUUGUUCUUGUUUCGGGAUUGGUUUUGUAUAGUAAAUAAUGUUAUUAUUGGAACAUUGGCAACAAGCUGGUCUUUUUUGAGAAUACUACAAGUGGGUCGUAUGCUGUAAUUUUUUCACUCUUAAAUUUUUAUCAACUUAGCUACCGGCAUUCAAAGCUAAA